This is a messenger RNA of Metarhizium brunneum ARSEF 3297, 1452 nucleotides long. RefSeq names its product MFS transporter prlL. Gene Ontology annotation, cellular component: plasma membrane. Gene Ontology annotation, biological process: transmembrane transport. Gene Ontology annotation, molecular function: transmembrane transporter activity. The record is from RefSeq and is a predicted model, not a curated record. NCBI's taxonomy places the organism in Eukaryota, Fungi, Ascomycota, Sordariomycetes, Hypocreales, Clavicipitaceae.
AUGCAUAGCCCAGAGAAACCGCCUGGUGAGGGCCGUCCCUCGCAGCAGGCUCCCAGUGACUCAGAGUACGCGGCGACUGAGCCCACUGCGAUUGCAACGCUGGCGGACGACGACGUCCUAUCAGACGCAGAGGCAGCCAGGCUGAUUCGGAAAAUCGACUGGCAUGUCCUGCCAAUGCUAUUUCUGAUUUACGUUGUGGCGUUUCUCGACCGGUCCAAUGUCUCCAACGCCCUCACCAUGAGCAUGCCCAGGGAGCUCGGGCUGACGGGCCAGCAGCCCAACAUCUCGCUGGCCGUCUUCUUCGUCCCCUACAUCGUCUUUGAGAUCCCCUCCAACCUGCUGAUGAAGCGGCUCUCGCCGCACGUGUGGCUCUCCCUCUGCGUGCUGGGCUUCGGCGUCACGGAGCUGUGCCAGGGCUUCAUCCAGGGCUACGGCGGCCUGCUGGCCACCCGCUUCUUCCUCGGCCUCUUCGAGGCGGGCAUCUUCCCGGGCAGCUUCUACCUCAUCAGCUUCUGGUACCGCCGGGACGAGUCGCAGAAGCGCUUCACCGUCUACUUUUGCUCCGUCAUCCUGGCCUCGGCCUUUGGGGGCCUGCUGGCCUCGGCCAUUGCCAACAUGGACGGCGUCCGGGGCAAGAGCAACUGGCGCUGGAUCUUUAUCCUCGAGGGCAUCCUGACGAUUCUGGUGGCCGCCGUGUCCUUCUUCUGCGUCAGCGACUUUCCCCACGAGGCCGCCUGGCUGUCCGAGAGGGAGAAGCAGGCCGUGCUGAGGAAGACGCGCGCGGGGGACGCCCGGCUCGAGGGCAAGAUUACCCGGCGAGAUUUAGCAAACUUCUUCACCGACCCCAAGAACUACCUGGGCGCCGUCAUGUAUUUCUCGGUCGUCGUGCCCGUCUACGCGUUUGCCUACUUCACGCCAACCAUUGUCAAGUCGCUCGGGUACGACGUGUUGCAGACGCAGCUCCGGUCUGUGCCUCCGUUCGCGGCCGCCUUCGGGCUCUGCCUCGUGCUGGCCUACCUGUCGGACCGGACAGACCUGCGGCUGCCCUACGUGCUCGUCUCGGGCGCCAUUCUCAUCACGGGCCUCGCCAUCCUGCUCACCGUGCACGCCAACUUCUCGCUGCAGUACGCGGGCAUCUGCCUCGUCUGUAUGGGUGCCCUGGGCGCCGGCCCGAGCGUCAUCUGCUGGUACCUCAUGAACCUGACGGGCCACAAGGAGCGAAGCAUCGGCUCUGCAUGGAUGAUUAGUUUCGGUAACACGGGCGGCAUCCUGGCCCCAUUCGCCUUCCUGCCGCACGACGCUCCAUCCUACCGUCUCGGCUACGCGCUGUGCAUGGCAAUCAGCGUCCUGGGCAUCGUCGCUGCCGCCUGCUACGCCCUGCUUGUCCUCCGGGAGAGGCGCAGGCUGGCCAGAGACGGCGGGACCAACAAGGCCCAUGUCCCGUCGCUGUGA